CACCCACCCAACGAACACUGCGCAACCCGAGGCUUCGCACAGUGGACGACGCUGGCUGGCUGGCUGGCUAGCCUCGCGUUGCGUUGCGUGUUGUCAGCUCUGCUACGGGCGGUUACUAGCUGCUGCCCCACUCUCCCCCCAAAGAGAGAGAAAGCAGGCACGAGACCACCGGUCUCCGUUCCAUUCUCUCUCUCUCUCCCCCAUUCGUCAUUUCUCUUCCAGCUCGUUCUCCAUUCCUCCCGAGCGCGGCGCCCCGCAAACCAGCCAAAGCUAAGAGAGUUAGAGAGGAGGGGAGGGGAGGGUGUGUUCUGGUUCUUGGGUGUGACGUGACGCGGCGGGACGCUCUCUUCACUGACCGGACCUGCUGCAGACUAAGAUCAUAGGUAGGCUUGCAGUCGUUGCAGCGGCGGAGCAAGCACGCUACCGCUGCCUGGCACGGGCGGCGUGCUGUGGGCGGAAGGGGGACUCGAGUCUCGAGACCCUGCGCGCCUUUCCCGAUUCCUUCUUCCUCCCGUGCGGCCGCUGCAAAGGGGGAGGAGGAGCUGAGCGGAGGAAGGGUUGAUUGAUUCCCAGGCCCACGGAUUUCUUCCAAGAGAGUAAUGCGCGCAAGGAAUUACAGCAAUGGCGUCAUUGGUACCUGGUGUCCUUGUCAAACUCCUUCAGCAUAUGAAUACGGAUGUUAAAGUCGCAGGCGAGCAUCGUUCGUCCCUUCUUCAGGUUGUCAGCAUUGUACCAGCACUUUCUGGGAGUGAUCUUUUCACCAAUCAAGGGUUUUACCUCAAGGUGUCUGAUUCUUCUCAUGCCACAUAUGUUUCGCUUCCUGAGGAACAGCAUGAUCUCAUCUUGAGUGACAAGAUUCAGUUAGGGCAGUUCAUCCAUGUAGAUCGCCUUGAGGCAGCCACUCCGGUGCCCAUCCUUUGGGGAGUUCGACCAGUUCCUGGCCGCCAUGCUUGUGUUGGCAACCCUGAGGACCUUGUAUUAACUAGCUCUUCGAAUGGUAUUGGCAGCAAGAAGGCGCAGUCAACCAAUGGUUUGAAAACAACCAAUGGAUUGAAAGAUGCUGGCAUCUUGUCACUAGAAAAGGAAAAGAGCAAGUUAGACAAAAUAAAUGCUCCCCACAAAACCAUCGGGACAGAAAAUAAGAAACCACUGCUGACCAAAUCAAAAUCUUCAUUGUCGAAACAGGCUUUGAAUGGGGUUAGUGAUAAGAAGGAAGCAGUUAAAUCGAAGACAAAACCUGCUAGUAUUAGAUCAACACCUUCAUCUCCAACCAGUGUCUAUUCUCUACCUGCAACAUUUGAUAGGUUCUCUAGUGAUCUCAGACAGAGGCGUGGUGUAAAAGGGCCAGAGAAAGCAUCAUCUUCUAGGCCCUCCUUGUUAGAAAGGGCAGCUUCUGUUUUGAAAGUUACUGCUGCUGGGAGGAAGUCCUCUGCAGGUAAUUCAAUCAGUAGCUCUGUGUUGGGUAUUGGAUCAGGACCAAAGGCUUUGAGAAGAAGCUGGGAAGGAACUGUAGAUACAAAAGGGAAAAACGAUUCAGAUUCAAAGACAACCAAAGCAGACAAGAAGUCAGAGCACAGGAGUACAAUGACUCCUAGAAGAAAGCCACAGGUGGACGAGAAGGCCUCACAUAAAGAUGAUAUUAAGAUUCCUAACCCUGCUAGGAAGAGCACAGCAAGUGCUCCUGCACCUUCAGUAGAUGCUGACAAAGCAAUGAAGAAGCAUCCUCCUACUGUAAAAAGGACAUCUGGGGUUUUAAGCAAUCCAAAUGUUACAAAUUUGGUUAAGAUCCCCCCCAACGGCAAAAAACUGACAGAUGCUAGCAAUUCAUGGACAUCACUUCCUCCGCCACUUGCCAAAUUAGGAAGGGAGCUUCUGAAGUACAGAGAAUCAGCACAGGUGGCUGCUGUUGAAGCCAUGCAGGAAGCUUCUGCGGCAGAAAGCCUGCUCAGAUGUUUGAGCUCGUACGCGGAGGUGAGUUCAGCGGCGGAGGAGCAGAACCCGCAGCCAACCGUUGAGCUGUUCCUCGCCCUCCACGGUGCGCUUUCCCGCGCCACUGUGAUCACUGACACCCUCAGCAAGCCCGCAGCCUCGCCGGAAUGCUCAACGGCUAGCGACGCAGGGACGGUGGUCUCUGCCACGGAUGAAGAGACUGCUGCCGUGGCGGCAGAGCGGCGGCGCCGAGCUACAUCCUGGGUGAGCGCCGCGCUCGCCACGGACCUCUCCAGCUUCGGGCUCUACAACCUCAAGCCGGUCCCGGCCACGGUAUCUUCGCCGCUGGCCGUGGUCAUCGUUGAUGAGUCGGUGAAGCCGGCUGCGGCGUCCCCCAACGCGGUGAAGUCUUCUCCCUCGGCGAAGUCGCGGAUGUCCCCUGCAAAGGGGAAACCGAGGACGGGGCCGGGAGCUACGGCAGCGGCGGCGUCGCAGCCCCCGCCGGAGUGGGAGAGGGGAGGAGGCGCGGAGGAAAGAGGCCAGCUGGCUCGGCGGCUCGGGGAGGAGUCCCGGGGGUGGUUCCUCGGGUUCGUGGAGCGGUUCCUGGACGCCGACGUGACGGCAGCGGCGCCGUGGGACCGCGAGCGCGCGGCCAGGAUGCUCCCGCAGCUGAAGCGCGUCAAUGACUGGCUGGGCGAGAUCGGGGCGCCUCCUCCGGACGCGGACGGGGAGGCCGCGGUUGCCUCGGCCAACGGCGGUGGCUGCGGCGUGCCCGAGGAGACGAUCGAGCGGCUGAGGAAGAAGAUCUACGAGUUCCUCCUCACAAACGUCGACUCGGCCGCGGCGGUGCUCGGCGGCGGGGCGGCGCCCGCGCCGGCGAACGGGAAGAAGGGGUGACGUGGUGGGUGGGUCAAUACAUCGACGCGAGGACCGAGGGGCCCAAUUGGCCCUCGUCCUUGCGCCAGCUUGCGAUUUGAUUGGGCUUGGUUUGCUAAUGUAGCAUGUAGGGCUUUUGUUGGGCUUUGGAUGGUUAACCCUGUCUCUUUUUUUCCUCUCGAAAGGUCAUAGAAAAAUGGUGAUUGACGUAUUGGCCUGUAUUUAUUGCUGAUGUUGAUUGGGUAACUUAAAAUCUGAUUUGCGAGCGAUGUUGUUCGAUUGGAUAGCCUCUCCGAUUUUUCGAGGCGGGAAAGUGAUUUGUGCUUAAAUAUCAUCAGCUGGUUGUAAAUUUGAUGUAAUUUUUGUUACUACCUGUCUGUUGGAGAA
Messenger RNA from Brachypodium distachyon (stiff brome), 3192 nucleotides. RefSeq lists its product as uncharacterized. The record is from RefSeq and is a predicted model, not a curated record. The coding region runs from base 622 to 2826 and encodes 734 amino acids. NCBI's taxonomy places the organism in Eukaryota, Viridiplantae, Streptophyta, Magnoliopsida, Poales, Poaceae. The transcript has 5 exons.